Messenger RNA from Lytechinus variegatus (green sea urchin), 2014 nucleotides. Its product is annotated as heparan sulfate glucosamine 3-O-sulfotransferase 1-like. Gene Ontology annotation, molecular function: [heparan sulfate]-glucosamine 3-sulfotransferase activity. The transcript has 2 exons. Bases 249 to 1427 code for a protein of 392 amino acids. The record is from RefSeq and is a predicted model, not a curated record. Lineage: Eukaryota; Metazoa; Echinodermata; Echinoidea; Temnopleuroida; Toxopneustidae.
GAAGAUCGACGAGGUCAAGAUUGAGAAACAGACGAAUGUAUUAUUGUCGCACGCAUACAUGGUGUACUGUGAACACAGACAGCAGCGUGAAUGUGGCUGAUAUAUUUCUCCUGUAUACUGAUCGGCAAUUGACAAUAUGGACAAUGUCGUAUCUGUAAGAUGGAGUGAUGCUGGAGUAGUAACGUGGCGAACCAAACCAGUAGCCUGAAAUAUUCUUAAAUGAUUGAACACGCAGUCAUCCUAACGACAUGUCAUCUCGAUUAUACUUCCUGGCCGUCUGUUUCGGUUGUCUCAUUGUCGCGGCAAUAAUCAGUUUCACACGAAUUUACUCUGUCAUCUGCCAUAGAAGUGAAUCAGUACUCAACUACCAAGGGAAGUCACUUGCUUUGAAGCAGCAACAAAGGCAGCAUCCUCAAGGAGGAGUUGAUUCUUCCAGUGGUGACAGGUGCUAUACGAUCUCCUCUGACUGGGUGCAGCAUUUGAAACCAAACAAUGAAUUAAAUUCACUUGGAUGUAAACAGAAAUUACCCAAAGUACUCAUCAUCGGCGCUAGAACAUCAGGUACUCGAACUCUUAAUAGGCUUUUAGGAUUCCACCCACAGCUUGCUACUGCAGCUUACGAAGUGAAAUUCUUCGAUAAGAACUUUAAUCGUGGAUUAGAAUGGUACAAAAGUCAAAUGCCUUUCAGUUUGCCCGGUCAAUUAACAGUAGAGUCAACAGAAGGUUAUGUGUAUCAUCGGAACGCUUCUUUAAGGGUUUCAAAGACUCUUGGAGAUGAUGUCAAAAUUAUCAUGAUGUUGCGUGAUCCUGUAGCAAGGUCUAUUUCUGACUAUCUUCUAACUCAUCAACGGAUCCACGAUUCUAAAAUGACUUCUUCACACUUCAAGCGUGUCUUUAAAGAAUCUCGAUCAAUAGAUCGUCUGCUCGUCAGUGGUAAAGGUAAGCAUGGCAGGAGAGGUUCAACAAAGAUGUCUUACACUGUAGAAAAUACUUUCGAAAAAACAGUUCUGAGAAGCCCUGAUCAAGUCUCACAUAAAAACAUUUUCAUAGCUGAUAGUCUGUAUGUGUACUACUUGAGGAGUUGGAUCAAGAAAUUAAUGGCAAACCAUGUCCUUACGGUAAACGCAGAAAUAUUUGCCAGAAAACCAUAUGAAGCCGUGGCUAAAGUCGAAGAAUUUCUCGGUGUAAAACCAUUUUUCAAACCUGAUUACUUCAGGUUUGAUAUGAAUACCAGUACAUUCUGUCUUCAAAAACCACAGUCAAUAUGUAUGCCACGCUUGCAUGUGGAUUACCCAGUGAUUAGCGAGGUUACCAUAACAAAACUUCGGGGACAUUUUGAGAACAGUUGUCGAUAUCUUUUUCUUCUCCUAAAACAUUACGUGGAACUUAUAGGGGAUAUUCCCCUUAAUUACCACCCUAUUGAGUAAUUAAGAUCUGAUAUCCCUUCUCUUCUAUGGUUCGAAUGGAACCUACAUUGUUGAAAUUUGUAUAUUUGGCUGUAAAUAAUUUUCUAAACUAAUUUAUUAUACAAAAAAUGCAUGCCUGUGAAUUGCCAACAUUAUGUUGCAUCUCAAAAGUGCCAAGCAACGGUAAUUAUAUAUAUGGGAGCUUUAUUAAACUGGGUAUGAAAAUUCAAUACCGGGGACGAAUGUAUUGGUAUAAAAAAAAUGCACAAAAUGCACUCACAAAUAUUUUACCAAGCGAAUCAACAAAUUCACAUAAAAUAUUUCAUUUCAUUUGUUUUUGCAACUGUUUCAUUAACAAAUAUAUGGAAUAAACAGAGUAUGAAUGUUUGAUUUUAUUAAAGAUAAAAUGUUUAUCAUUGCUCGUGUCAAAACAAUGAACAUGCAUACAGGUAACUCUGCCUAAGUCAACCUCCAGAAAUCAAAUAGUCGCCUAAGAAAUUUUUUAGACUUGAUUAUUAAAAAAACAUACUUCUUCUAAGUCGAAUUUGCCUAAAUCGAACAGAUAGGCAGAGUUGCCUGUAGUUAACUCUGAAUGAGAAGUAUAUAUA